UAAUUAAAAAAAAAUAUUGGUUCGGUUCGGUUCGAUUUCCCAAACUAGCAAGUGUGGUACCACACUUCUUACCUAAGAAGUUUCGGGUGAAAACAAAGCGUCUUCGGGUAAGUUCACGCGACUUAGGGUGUUCCGCCAAGUUCACGUUCGGCUUCGGGUAGCUUCAUGCACAUUUGUCCAGCCGAAGGCGACGUGGGAAAGACAGAAAGUAAACAUCAGCUGCUAAAAUGCAGCAAAGUUUUCGGAAUAUUUUUUGUCUCUUGCAAAUUAUUCUACAGUAAAAAAGUGUUCACCACGAAUAGUAUCGUUAAUUGUCGACAGACGUUUAUCAUUAUGGAGACGUCAAUAAAAAAGGAGAAUACCUGCAGCAAUUGUUGUGCUCAGCAGAAAGAAAUUUCUAACUUGGUGUCUUCACUGGCAAGAAUUGGUGGGAACGACGGAGAGGAAAAUUUGUCAAUUUCUGCCGCGAUCUCGUCCCUAUUUUGUUUCUGGGUGGGGGAGGAGGCGUACGACGUAAAAUUUCGAAGGGAAGAUCUUUCGCUGCUGUUAUGUGCGAAAUGCGUGCAAAUUUUGCAAAUUGUGUACAACUUCUCGACCCAGUUUAUCGAAUUGAGCCGGAAGGAGGGUCAGGUUUCUAAGAAAUUGGAGGAAUUGAGGCACAAAGUAUUUAAUGGGCAGAAAACCACACCCACCUCGAGGAACGAGGCCCGACUGAGAAGGGGAAGUAGACGAUUUGAAGAUGUGACGAAGGAGGAGGAGCGUCGCCCAGAUUGUUCGACCGCUGAGGUGAAAGAAGAACCAUUAUCUCUGGACGAGGAUGAAAUGCAGGUGGACGAAAAUUACGUCGAAACAUUCAACCUGGAUGACAAUGUAGACUUAUCAGGUGGUGAUAACAAUGAUGAUGACGAAGAAUUUGAAAUUGACCCCCUCAAAUUCCUGGAGGACGAGGAGGCAUCCUGUCCCACUCCAAAUUCCCUUCUUGGCAGUGAUUAUCUUCCCUCCGAGUCUGAAUCUGACUCUGCAAAUCGUCAUAAAAUUCGCCAAAAAGAAUUCCCCUGUCCUGUGGAACAUUGUGUCAGAAGUUUUAAUAGAAAUGACCGCUUAAGACAUCAUUUAGCGCAUGCGCACCCGGAAGUCCCGCUCCCGGAAAAAAGAAAAAAAGGGCGACCCCCCCUAUCAUCCGAGACCAGAAAGUAUCCUUGUCCGGAGGAAUCCUGUGGGAGAACGUUUUCGCGAAAAGAUCGGUUGCAACAACAUGCGAAAUCUGAGCACAAAGUGAAUUUAGUGGAGGUAGCCAAGACGCCUAGAGGAGAGUCCGACCGUGCUCAUGCGAAGAAAGAAAGCAGGGAGAGAAGCGAUAAAAAACCGCGUCGCCGGAUAGAUAAGCCGUGUCCAAUUUGUGGAAAGUUGGUGCGAUCCACUGGUCUCGCAGCGCACGUGAGAAUACAUACGAAAGAGAAAAAUCCAAAUUAUAAGAAACGCAUCCGUAUCCCCACCAAAAGUUUGUGCCCCACUUGUGGAAAGCUCAUAAGGACAAGCUGCCUUCACACCCAUAUUGCCACUCAUACUGCACAGAAAAACAUUCCCUGCCUCCAAUGCGACAAGCUGUUUCGGACCGAGCGAAAUUUGGGCAUCCACGUGGACGAGGUGCACAACAAGGUUCGCUCUAUCUGUCCGCAUUGUGGGAUCACGUGCGCGCGAAAAUGGGCGCUUGACCAGCACGUGAAAACGAAACACCUCGACCCCGCCGAGAAACGGUAUGAGUGCGAAACCUGUGGGAAAAGUUAUCGCCAAGAGCGCCAUUUGCGUCACCACGUGCGCCUCCAUGACAACGAAGGAAGGAAAGAUUUCACGUGUCCGAUCUGCUCGAAAGUCUUUUGUAGGAAGGAGAAUGUCAAGCUGCAUUUGAAAAGUGGGCAGCCCUGUGGAAAUUUGUAUGCGGAGGGGAAGACGGUGUAAAUUAAUAAACUAUGAGGGCCAGGGCGCAUUCAAAUUCCGUGUACCCCCCGCAACUCGAGGGCCGGGGGACGUAGUAGUAAUAAGUGGCACGCUUCUGGAUUCCGUGGUCACUUUGUCCCUCAUCCUCUGCUGCCGUGAGGGUCAAAUCCGACUUAAUUCUGGGAUCUCCAAACGGAUAAAGGGACGCUUUCGCAGGCGUUACUGGCUGAGUGGAACCUCCCACAAAAAUUUGUCCGUG
This is a messenger RNA of Folsomia candida, 2197 nucleotides long. RefSeq names its product zinc finger protein 26. The transcript is spliced from 6 exons. Gene Ontology annotation, biological process: regulation of transcription by RNA polymerase II. NCBI's taxonomy places the organism in Eukaryota, Metazoa, Arthropoda, Collembola, Entomobryomorpha, Isotomidae. The record is from RefSeq and is a predicted model, not a curated record. Gene Ontology annotation, cellular component: nucleus. Gene Ontology annotation, molecular function: DNA-binding transcription factor activity, RNA polymerase II-specific; RNA polymerase II transcription regulatory region sequence-specific DNA binding. Bases 166 to 1959 code for a protein of 597 amino acids.